Molecule: messenger RNA, 2888 nt
Organism: Sander lucioperca (pikeperch)
Lineage: Eukaryota; Metazoa; Chordata; Actinopteri; Perciformes; Percidae
Gene: slc44a1b
Product: solute carrier family 44 member 1b
Exons: 16
Coding region: 521-2578 (685 amino acids)
Biological process (GO): transmembrane transport
Cellular component (GO): membrane
Molecular function (GO): transmembrane transporter activity
Source: RefSeq, a predicted model, not a curated record
ACAACAGUAAACAAUGAGACAAAAGCUCUCUGUCCUCUGCAGGCGGAUCAGACCCACAGCGCUGCUGUCCUCAGUCUCACUGCAACUUCCAGACUCUCUUGGACUCUCCUGGACUCUCCCUAACUCUCCUGGACUCUCCUGGACUCUCCCAGAUUCUCCUGGACUCUCCUGGACUCUCCUGGACUCUCCUGGACUCUCCUGGACUCUCUCAGAAUCUCCUGGACUCUCCUGGACUCUCUCAGACUCUCCCAAAACCUUCUAAGAAUAUCACAGACUUUCACAGACUUUCUAGGACUCUAUGUGACUCUCAGAGCUGUCCUCGACAUUCGCAGAAGCUCUCGGACACUUCGGGACUUCUCUCGGACUCUCCCUAACUCUCCUGGACUCUCACAGACUUUCCCAAACUUUCUUGGACUCUGCAAGACUCUCUCAGACUCUCCUGGGCUCUCCCUAACUCUGCUGGACUCUCCUGGACUCUCCUGGACUCUCCAGGACUCUGCAGGACUCUCUGGACGGGAACAUGGACCCUAAGCGUCUGUCCUCCAGCUCUCAGCAGCAGGUCCGUCUCAGGAAAAAGAGGACAAAGAGAGAAUGGAGACCGCUGGAGGACCGGAGCUGCACCGAUCUACCCUGGUUCCUGCUCUUCACUGUCUUCUGCGUCGGCAUGGGCAGCAUCUGUGGCUUCAGCAUCGUGACUGGUGGAGCAGCUCGUCUGGUCUUUGGAUACGACAGCUACGGGAACACGUGUGGUCAACGCAACGAGCCAAUCGAAGGCAUCCGGCUCAGCGGCCUCGACCACACAGACAGGAAGUUCGUGUUCUUCCUGGACCCCUGUAACAUCGACAUCGUGCAGAGGAAGAUCCGCUCGUUGGCGCUCUGUGUGUCUCUGUGUCCCAGCGAGGAACUCGCCACCUACCAGGACCUGAAGAGGUUCGCCAUGCUCAACGGUUCAGAGCUGUGUUCCUAUGAGUUAGCAGGUCAUAAAUAUCCUGGUCUACCAGAGAGGUUCUCUAAAUGUCCCAAACUUCCUGUUCCACCCAGUAAGCCGCUGCCCGUGUUUAACCGCUGCACGCCGCUGGACAUCUCGUGCUAUGCUAAGUUUGCGGAGGCCGUGGUGACGUUUGUGGGAGAUAACAGCGUCCUGCACCGCCUGGUGGCCGGCGUGGCCGCCAGCAAAGAGAUCAUCAUCGGCCUGUGUGUCCUCGCUCUGGGCCUGUCUAUGAUCCUCAUGGUGAUCAUCCGUUAUAUCUCGGCGGUCCUCGUCUGGAUUCUGACCUCGCUGGUGGUCCUCGGAUCCCUUGCGGGGACCAGCGUGCUCUGGUGGCUCUACAUCGACCACCGGCUGUACGGGAACGCCACGGUCGCCAUCGCUGCCCCCCCGAAGCUGAAGGAGGCUUCGGGCGAGGAGGAGGCCGCGGCCGCGGUCGGCAAGGACAGCGGCCAGGCGCUGCUCGUCUACGCGGCCGCCGCCACCGUCUUCACCAUGAUCUUGCUGUUGCUGAUGCUGUUCAUGAGGAAGCGUGUGGCGUUGACGGUAGCUCUGUUCGCCGUGGCGGGGAAGGUCUUCGUGCAGCUGCCGCUGCUCUCGCUGCAGCCGUUCGUCACCUUCACCGCCCUGCUGCUGUUCUGGAGCUACUGGGCCCUCACGCUGCUCUUCCUGGGGACCACAGGGAACCCGGUCCAGAACGAGGAGACGGGUCUGACGGAGUUCCGGCUGACAGGUCCGCUGCAGUACCUGACCUGGUACCACGCGGUCGGGCUGGUCUGGAUCACCGAGUUCAUCCUGGCCUGCCAGCAGAUGACUGUGGCCGGCGCCGUCGUCACGUACUACUUCACCAGGGAUAAGAACCGUCUCCCGGUGACUCCCAUCCUGUCGUCGGUGCUGCGGCUGGUCCGGUAUCACCUAGGAACCGUUGCUAAGGGAGCCUUCAUCAUCACGCUGGUCAAGAUCCCCCGACUCAUCCUCAUGUACCUGCACAACCAGCUCAAAGGAAAGGAGAACGCCUGCGCUCGCUGUCUGCUGAAGACCUGUAUCUGCUGUCUGUGGUGUUUGGAGAAGUGCCUCAACUAUCUCAAUCAGAAUGCCUAUGCAGCGACGGCCAUCAACAGCACCAGUUUCUGUACGUCAGCGCGCGAUGCCUUCGUGAUCCUGGUGGAGAACGCUCUCCGCAUCGCUACGAUCAACGCCAUCGGAGACUUCGUGCUCUUCCUGGGGAAGAUCCUGAUCGUCACGGCGACAGCGUUUGCCGGCGUGCUGCUGCUGAACUCCCAGCGUGACUACGCUGAGUGGCUGCUGCCGCUCGCCAUCGUGUGUCUGUUCUCCUUUCUGGCGGCGCACUGCUUCCUGUCGGUGUUUGAGAUUGUGGUGGACGUCCUCUUCCUCUGCUUCGCCGUCGACACCAAGUACAAUGACGGCUCGCCGGGGAACGAGUUCUUCAUGGACAAGGCUCUCAUGGAGUUUGUGGAGAGCAGCCGGCGGUUGGGCCGAGCGGCGGAGCGUGGGCGGAGCCGCGUGAAGGAGGCUGCGUCAGUCGGGGCGGAGAUGAAGCCCAUGGCUCCGGGGCCGAGUUCUGCUUGACCGUACCGGCCGUUUGGGACUAAAGAGACAUUCCAGAAGUUUAUUUUUACGACGUGUAACAUGUUUACUAUGGUUUCACUCCAGGGAGAACAGUAUUUUAAUACGAAACUGUAAAAACGUAACAAUGUAACGAAGCACUUUAUAUAUCUGCAGAUUUUAAAACCCAAUGAUGCAUUUUUUUGUCCUUUUUUAUAAAACAAAACUCAUCGCUCACAAGUUUUCUUUGUUUUUUUACAACGAGAAGAAACAAACUCCAAACUGGGACUGGACGCCAUGUUGGAUCAAGGCGAAAGCUGCUCCACCUCUGAUU